Messenger RNA from Anopheles cruzii, 3282 nucleotides. RefSeq names its product neutral alpha-glucosidase AB (gene GCS2alpha). Bases 122 to 2965 code for a protein of 947 amino acids. Gene Ontology annotation, molecular function: carbohydrate binding; alpha-glucosidase activity. The transcript has 3 exons. The record is from RefSeq and is a predicted model, not a curated record. Lineage: Eukaryota; Metazoa; Arthropoda; Insecta; Diptera; Culicidae. Gene Ontology annotation, biological process: N-glycan processing; carbohydrate metabolic process.
AAGUGUACGUCCUUGGUUUCGCCUUGGCAAUCAACACACGACCACCAACCUCCCGUUCGAUUCCGGUUCGAGUGAGAAAACAUACAACGAGUGCUGCGAAAAGGACGCUUCAACUGGAACCAUGAGCCGCGCGCCGGUAGGCCGGAUAUGGCCACUGGUUGGCAUAGCGAUUGUUGUAGUGCUUGAUCUUGCUGUUGCUGUGGAUCGGAGCAACUUCAAAACCUGCGAGCAAAGCAGUUUCUGUCGCCGGCUUCGAUCGCUAAACGCGCAGACGAGUGAGGUUGUCGCGCUGCCCGAGACACUGCAGCAGUUCAAGCAGCACAUCACGCUCAACUUGCGCCACCAACGGACCCUGCACGAGUACACACUGAAGCUGGCCUGUCUGCGCGGAGCGAACACCUUCCACCUGCAGGUGGACGAGCUGGAACCGCUGAGCCCGCGGUAUCGCGUGACCGAUGCGCUGGCCCAGGAACCGCAAUACGGUCCGACGAAGGUGGAGGGCAGCUCGGGCACGCUUAUCAUGGUCGCGUGUGGUGGUGAACCCGAGCUCGAAACGAAAGCCGCCAUCCAAAUUGCACCGUUCAAGAUCGACUUUUACCGCAACGGGGUGCUGGUGGUGUCGGCCAACGGUAAGGGCAUGAUGCGGUUCGAGCACCGACGCUCGAAGCACCAGCAACCGGCGGAGGAGGAGGGCGACGCCGGGAACGGGAAAGCGAAUGGCGACGAAACGGUAGCGGCUGCCACCGAGAGUGACGAUCCUGGGGCGUGGGAGGAAAAUUUUAAAUCGCACCACGACUCCAAACCGAAGGGCCCGGAAGGGAUCGCGCUCGAUUUCACAUUCGCCCAGGCGAAGAUCCUGUUCGGUAUCCCCGAGCACGCGGACAGCUUUGCGCUGAAGCACACCGCCACGAAGGACACGGAUCCGUACCGGUUGUACAAUCUCGACGUGUUCGAGUACGAGCUGAACAACGGCAUGGCCCUGUACGGUUCGAUCCCCGUCCUGUACGGCCACGGUGAGUCCGGCACGUGCGGUGUGUUUUGGCAGAACGUCGCCGAAACGUGGGUGGACAUUUUCAACGACAACCAGGAGGCGAACGUGGUGUCGUCGCUAGUGAACCUCGUCCGCUGGAAUAGCCAGGCCGAGCCGCCGGCGGCUAACUUUAUCUCCGAAACCGGCAUCGUCGACGUGUUCGUGCUCCUCGGCCCGUCCCCGAACGACGCGUUCCGCCAGUACACCGAUCUCACCGGGCGCGCCCCGCUCCCGCAGCUGUACGCGCUCGCGUACCACCAGUGCCGGUGGAACUACAACGAUGAGCGCGACGUCCAGACGGUUGCGGCGAAGUUCGACGAGUACGACAUCCCGAUGGACACGAUGUGGCUCGACAUCGAGUACACCGACGGCAAGCGCUACUUCACCUGGGACCACAACAAGUUCCCGCACCCGGUCGAGAUGAUACAGAACCUGACGGCCCGCGGGCGUCACCUGACAGUCAUCAUCGAUCCGCACAUCAAGCGGGAUAGCGGUUACUUCUUCCACAACGAGUGCACCGACAUGGGCCUGUACGUGAAGAACAAGGACGGCGGCGACUACGAGGGCUGGUGCUGGCCGGGGGCGGCCAGCUAUGUGGACUUCUUCAACCCGGACGCCCGGCGCCACUACGCCGACCAGUACCUGCUGGAGAACUUCCGCGAGCAGACGAACACGGUGGGCAUCUGGAACGACAUGAACGAACCGUCGGUGUUCAACGGCCCCGAGGUGACGAUGCUCAAGGACAACAAGCACCACGGCGGCUGGGAGCACCGGGAGGUGCACAACCUGUACGGCCACCUGCAGCUGGUGGCCACGUUCGACGGGCUGCUGCGCCGUGGUCAGCACACGCUCCGCCCGUUUAUCCUGACCCGGUCGCACUUUGCCGGUAGCCAGCGGUACGCGGCCGUGUGGACCGGCGACAACAUGGCCGAGUGGGGGCACCUGCGCGCCUCCGUCCAGAUGUGCCUGGCCCUGUCGGUGGCCGGGUUCAGUUUCUGCGGCGCGGACGUCGGCGGCUUCUUCGGCAACCCGGACGGGGAACUGUUCUCCCGCUGGUAUCAGGCGGCCGCCUUCCAGCCGUUCUUCCGUUCGCAUGCCCACAUCGACACGAAGCGGCGCGAGCCGUGGCUGUACCCGGAGGACGUGCGGCUCGUGAUUCGGGAUGCGAUCCGCAAACGCUACAAGCUGCUCCCACUCUGGUACACGCUCUUCUACGAGCACGAACGGUCCGGGCUGCCGGUGAUGCGUCCGCUGCUCGCGCACUACGGCCGCGAUGCCAACGCGUUCGCGAUCGACCACCAGUUCCUGCUCGGCGACCAGCUCCUGGUGGCGCCCGUCCUCGAAGCGAAACCGGCCGGCGGUAGACGCGAGGUGUACUUUCCGGUGCGCGACGAUGGGCAGCCGGAAUGGUGGUACGAUUGUGACACGUACCGGCGGCACGCAACUGUCGGCAUCGAAGCGAUCCCGGUCGACGCCUACAAGGUGCCGGUGUUUCAGCGGGGCGGCACCAUCGUGCCGCGCAAGGACCGGUCACGCCGGGCCAGUCCGAUGAUGCGCCGCGAUCCGUACACGCUCGUGGUCGCGCUCGAUCGCGACGGCACCGCCCGCGGAACGCUGUACAUCGAUGACGAAACGAGCUACGAGUACCGGCGCGGUCAUUAUCUUUACCUCCAGUACGAGUACCGCGACGGUACGCUGAGCAGUAGCAAAAUCGAUAGCACCGCCAGCUAUCCGACUGAGGCAUGGGUCGAACAGGUCGUGUUUGUCGGGCUACCGCAAGCUCCGACUGGCGCCAUCGUUUACAGCGAUGGCAGCGGCAAAUCGGCCCCGCUUGAGCUGAUCCGCGAUCCGUCCGGCUACGAGCCCGGUACGGUUAUUGCGCGCCGACCGCACGUCCUCAUGGGCAACGCUUGGUCCAUCAAGCUGCAGUUCUAAAACGUUGCACCCGGUGACAGGAAGUGAUAGGGCAUCCUGCAGUGGAUUGUGCCGAAAACAGUUUGUCCCCCCUCCGUACUUCUCCCCGGUAUCGGUGUUGCACAUAAUGCGCGUAGCGUAUCGUAUUCCAAACUGCGCGCAAUACUCUAGGCAACAUUUAGGCCGCUCGUAGUGCACUGUUUCUCCGUUCAUUCGUUUCAUCAAUUGGCUGCAAUUGGCACACAAUGUGAAGUAGAAAAUAGCAAGCUUAGCGUUAGGCAACAGCACACGUUAUCCACCGUGGGUGCGUGAGUGUGCAAUCUAAAACUGCAAUCGAA